This is a messenger RNA of Neurospora tetraspora, 1774 nucleotides long. RefSeq lists its product as uncharacterized. The transcript has a single exon. The record is from RefSeq and is a predicted model, not a curated record. Bases 477 to 1661 code for a protein of 394 amino acids. NCBI's taxonomy places the organism in Eukaryota, Fungi, Ascomycota, Sordariomycetes, Sordariales, Sordariaceae.
CCGGCACGAAUCGGGGGUCGAAUCUGGCAUCCGGGGAAGAAUAACAUAACGUUUGAUCUCCCAUGCCAUGCCAAAUAGCCAUAUUAGCCUACUUUGACAUUGAGAUCACACGCCUGGCCAUCAUGCGAAUCGCCUCCACGCACUUGUUCUCAUCCAUAGUGCCAAGACAAAUCUUUUCAUGGCAAUGUCAAGCGCUUGCUUGAAGGGACUGCUUGAACUUGACGCAACACUCAUGGCUAGCACAAGUAUAGCCAAGGUAUCACUGAGCUGCCAAUGAGGCGAAUUACCAUGGCUUGGCCGGAUGGCUAUGGUUCGGGCAAGAAAGUGCAUCCGAAGGAUUUCGCCCAGGAACACGGUACCUCUAACUUUACCGUCUCCUGACUUGAUGGCCUCGGCAGAUGAAAAAAAAACAUAUAAGACGGGAGUGAAGUCGGAAACACUCGUCUCCCACCUGCACACCUCAUCAAGCAGUCAUCAUGGUCCACCUUAGCUCCGCCCUCUUGCUCGCCAGCGCGGCCUUCGCCGUCGCCGCCCCGGCCUCCCAAAUCUUUGAGCGCCAAUGCUCCGUCGCCGGCAGCUAUCCCACCGCGGCCGUGUCCAAGCUCCCUGACCCCUUCACCACCGCGGGCGGACAAAAGAUUACGACCAAAGCCGACUUCGACUGCCGCAAGGCCGAGAUCAGCAAGAUCCUCCAACAAUACGAGCUCGGCACCUACCCCGGCAAGCCAGACAAGGUUGAGGGUUCCCUCUCGGGCAACACCCUAACCGUGCGCAUCACCGUCGGCAGCCAGACCGUGUCUUUCUCAGCCUCCAUCAAGAAGCCCUCCUCCGGCAGCGGUCCCUUCCCAGCCAUCAUCAGCAUCGGCGGCAGCUCCAUCCCGAUCCCCAGCACCGUGGCCACCAUCACCUUCCCCAACGACGACUUCGCCCAGCAAUCCGGCGGCUCCUCGCGCGGCAAGGGCAAGUUCUACACCUUAUUCGGCAGCUCGCACUCGGCCGGCGCCUUGACGGCCUGGGCAUGGGGCGUGGACCGACUCGUCGACGCUCUCGAACAAGUCCAAUCCUCCUCGGGCAUCGACCCCAAGCGCCUGGGCGUCACCGGUUGCAGCCGCAACGGCAAGGGCGCCUUCCUCGCGGGAGCCCUCGUCGACCGCAUCGCCCUGACGAUCCCGCAAGAAUCCGGCUCGGGCGGCGCCGCCUGCUGGCGCAUCAGCGACAGCGAGAAAUCCGCGGGCAAAAACAUCCAGACCGCUUCCCAAAUCGUCACCGAAAACGUGUGGUUCUCGCCCACCUUCAACUCGUACACGCGGCAGGUGACCAACAUCCCCGCCGACCACCACAUGCUGGCGGCGCUGACGGUGCCGCGCGGGUUGAUUGCGUUUGAGAACGAUAUCGACUGGUUGGGUCCCGUGUCGACGACGGCGUGCAUGCAGGCUGGUCGGCUGAUCUAUAAGGCGUAUGGGGUGCCGAAUUAUAUGGGCUUUUCGCUGGUGGGCGGACAUAGUCAUUGUCAGUUCCCGAGCGGACAGCAGAGCGAGCUGACGAGCUAUAUUAAUUAUUUCUUGCUGAAUUCGGGGACGGCGCCCGGCGCGGUGGAGAGGAGCUCGGCGAAGGUGGACUUGAGGAGUUGGGCGCCGUGGGAUGUGCCGACUCUUUCGUAGGGGGUGUGACUGGAGGGGAGAGGGUGCGGUUUGGAUCGGCUUCGAAAAGGGCCUCGGGGGUUUUCUGUUGUCGUGCUCGUGUAGGGCGAGCGUUGCGUCUGAUGCCGAUGAUC